UUAUAAAGCUACAUUAUAUAAGUAGGAUGAGGAAAAGUAGGUUAAUCAUAGUUAUAUUUGUUGAAAGAGAAGUAUUUGAUUGGUUGUAUUUGUCUGAACAGAAUGAGCUGAGUUUUUGUUUGGUUAACUGAAUUUGAGAUUGUAUGAGUAGAUAUAAUAGUUGAUUAUGAUUGUUUACUCGUGUAAAGAUGAUUUUAUAUCAUGUUUUUUCCUCUGCCAGCUUCUCUUUCUAACAUUUUGUUGGCAUGCGCCAACCUGAUCUGGUUGGUACUGCGCUUUCACAGAUUCAAAGACAUGUCGACCGUGCCCUUCACAAGUAUCAUGUAACGAUUUCUAGGCAGAUUGAGGGCCUCCGUCAUCAAGUGGGACGAUUGGCGCAUACGUGUUCCAAUUGCCAUUCUGGUGAACACACCAGAUUAGAGCCAAGCCAGGAGCAUGUUGCUGCCAAUGGAUCAGACACAAACAUUCAGCUGCGUUUCCUGAAUGAUUGGAAGCCACCUAUUUACACGGAUAAGGAGAUAACAGAUGAGAACAAUGCGGCUAUCAAAGUUGCAGUGUUUGGAGGUGACAAGAUAAUCAAAACUGGUCCGCUUUCCAAAGCAAAAAUUGAGAUCUUGGUUCUCCAUGGUGGCUUCUACAACAAAUGCCGGGAGAACUGGACUGAAUAGGAGUUUGACAAGCAUAUAGGGAUAGGUCGAGAUGAGCAAGGGCUUGUGCUGGGGACUGCGUGGUUGGCCAACGGAGAGGUAGAACUCAGCCAGAUCCGAUUCAAGGAAGGGUCAUGCAAGAAGAAGUUCAGCAUGGCUGCAAGAGUUUGCAAGAACCAAAAUACUGCUGGUCGGGUUCGAGAAGCUAUCAUGAAGCCAGAGAAGGUUAAGGAUUGCAGAAACGAAUGUAAGAGUCCGGACUUUUCUUGUCAGGUUUCCUAUUCUUGUCAGGUUUCCCAGGAUCAGGUCACGGCAACAAUUGUUAGUAAGCACACAGGCCCUGCAUAAUGCAGUUUUAAGCUGUACAAAGCUAUGUUCUCUAGUAGGUAAUGUAGGGUGUUUAUCGUGUGAUGCUUCUGUAACAUGGGCAUUACUAGCCAUUGUACUAGCAUGAUGUAAAUGCUACCUUUCUGUUGUUUGUUUCCGUGUGUUUGCAAAUGUACA
Phragmites australis (common reed) is the source of this 1151-nucleotide messenger RNA. RefSeq lists its product as uncharacterized. The coding region runs from base 246 to 668 and encodes 140 amino acids. Gene Ontology annotation, cellular component: nucleus. NCBI's taxonomy places the organism in Eukaryota, Viridiplantae, Streptophyta, Magnoliopsida, Poales, Poaceae. Gene Ontology annotation, biological process: regulation of salicylic acid biosynthetic process. The record is from RefSeq and is a predicted model, not a curated record. Gene Ontology annotation, molecular function: calmodulin binding; sequence-specific DNA binding; DNA-binding transcription factor activity. The transcript is spliced from 4 exons.